AUGAUGCCAAAUCUACUCUGCUUUGCUCUGUAAAUGGAACAACAAAGCCUGGAUGACAGCACUUUUCUUUACAGCAUGAUUUUUGACUAUUUUAAGCCCACUGUUGAAACCUACUGAUCAGAAAAAGGAUUCCUUUCAAAAUAUUACUGCUCAUUGAUACCACACCUAGUUACUACUCAAGAGCUCUGGUGGCCGUAUACAAGGACACGAAUGUUGUUUUCAUGCCUGUCAACGCAGCAUUCAUUUUGUAGCCCGAGGAUCAAGGGGGUAAUUUUGACUUUUAAGUCUUGUAUUUAAGAAAUGCAUUUCAUAAGGCUAGAGGCGCCAUAGAUAGUGAUCACACUGAUGGAUCUGGUCAAAGUCGAUUCAGAACCUUCAGGAAAGGAUUCACCAUUCUAGAUGCCAUUAAUAACAUUCAUGAUCCAUGCGAGGAGGUCAAAGUAUCAACAUUAAUAAGAGAUUGGAAGAAGUUGAUUUCAGUCCUUAUGGAUGACUUUGAGACUUAAGUGGAGGAAGUAACUACAGAUGUGGUCGAAAUAGCAAGAGAAUUUGAAGUGGAGCCUGAAAAUGAGACUGAAUUGCUGCAACCGCAUGAUAAAAUAUCGGUGAUGAGGAGUCACUUUUGAUGGAUGAGCAAGGGAAGUUGUUUCUUGAGAUGGAAUCUACUACUGGUAUACCCCUAGAAACAGUUACAGAAGAAAGUCAGUCAAGACAUGUUCUACCUGCAAGUUUUGAAGCCAACAGUUUGCAGAAAAGCAAUUGGGGGUUCUUACUUACUGGGCUUGUGGGUGGGACCCUGGUGGCUGUGUAUGCUGUAGCCACACCGUUUAUAACGCCAGCCCUUCGAAAAGUCUGUUUGCCAUUUGUACCUGCAACUACGAAGCAGAUUGAAAAUGUUGUGAAAAUGUUGCAAUGCAGAAGAGGAUCCCUUGUAGACAUCGGUAGUGGCGACGGACGCAUUGUCAUAGCGGCUGCGAAGGAAGGGUUCACAGCAGUUGGUUAUGAAUUAAACCCAUGGCUAGUUUGGUACUCCAGAUACCGCGCUUGGCGAGAAGGUUACUUUUUCGCAGUACUCGAACGUUGUUGUUUUCGGUGUGCCUCAGAUGAUGCUGCAGUUGGAGAAGAAACUUGAACUUGAACUUGACGAUGAUGCACGAGUCAUUGCUUGCCGGUUCCCCUUCCCACACUGGACUCCAGACCAUGUCACUGGGGAGGGGAUAGACACAGUGUGGGCAUAUGACGCGAGCACGUUUAGAGGCCGUGAAAAGAGACCCUGAACAUCGAUGCAUUUCCAGCCGCCCAUUCAAGCAUCAACUUUACUGAGAGUGCUUUUCCGAAAUGUCCUAGCCUUCCCCGAUCUUGUAGAGACUUACAGCUGUGUCCUUAGAAAGCAGCGUAAUUGUCUUUGGUUUGGAAUGAGAAAUUACCAUUACUUUCCUUAACUGUUGGAGGAAACAAACAAGAAAAACAGGUAGAUUUAAAAUCUGCUUUUGAUGCUAUUUUCUUAAAAAAUGUACUUACUGCCUUUUCAUGCACCUGGAUGCAUAAAAAGAUGAGUAAGUGAUGGUCAUGGUUAUGGGCAGAAAAGAUGCCAACAGCUCUUCACAUCAUAAACAGUAUGGCUUAAUGCCUCAAUAAGGAGAAAUGAUUUUUAAAGACAGUGCAGCCGUUCUUCGCCGAGUGUGGUCAGGGUUUCCUGCUUCAACAGUGCUUGGACGGAACCCGGCGCUUGUCCCCCAUCCCUG
Molecule: messenger RNA, 1745 nt
Organism: Cercocebus atys (sooty mangabey)
Lineage: Eukaryota; Metazoa; Chordata; Mammalia; Primates; Cercopithecidae
Gene: ATPSCKMT
Product: family with sequence similarity 173, member B
Exons: 5
Coding region: 626-1132 (168 amino acids)
Biological process (GO): peptidyl-lysine trimethylation; positive regulation of proton-transporting ATP synthase activity, rotational mechanism; regulation of mitochondrial ATP synthesis coupled proton transport
Cellular component (GO): mitochondrion
Molecular function (GO): protein-lysine N-methyltransferase activity
Source: RefSeq, a predicted model, not a curated record